This is a messenger RNA of Mandrillus leucophaeus (drill), 4437 nucleotides long. It is a transcript of the gene ADGRF3, whose product is annotated as adhesion G protein-coupled receptor F3. Gene Ontology annotation, biological process: G protein-coupled receptor signaling pathway; cell surface receptor signaling pathway. The transcript has 13 exons. Lineage: Eukaryota; Metazoa; Chordata; Mammalia; Primates; Cercopithecidae. Gene Ontology annotation, cellular component: membrane. The record is from RefSeq and is a predicted model, not a curated record. Bases 54 to 3047 code for a protein of 997 amino acids. Gene Ontology annotation, molecular function: G protein-coupled receptor activity.
UCUUCCUUGCAGAAAUUUGCAUCAUGGGCUUGUAGGGACUGCUUCACUGAGCCAUGGUCUGUUCGGCUGCCCCUCUGCUGCUCCUGGCCACAACUCUUCCCCUGCUGGGGUCACCAGUUGCCCAAGCAUCCCAACCUGGACAGAGUCAGGCUGGAGGGGAAUCUGGAUCUGGGCAGCUCCUGGACCAACAGAAUGGAGCAGGAGAAUCAGCGCUGGUCUCCGUCUAUGUACGUCUGGACUUUUCAGAUAAGACCUGGCCCCAUGAAGUCUCCAGGACCCUGACUCUCCCGGCUGCCUCAGCUUCCUCUUCCCCAAGGCCUCUUCUCACUGGCCUCAGACUCACAACAGAGUGUAAUGUCAACCACGAGGGGAAUUUCUAUUGUGCUUGCCUCUCUGGCUACCAGUGGAACACCAGCAUCUGCCUCCAUUACCCUCCUUGUCAAAGCCCCCAGAACCAGCAGCCUUGUGGCUGCCUUGUCUUCAGCCAUCCUGAACCCGGGUACUGCCAGUUGCUGCCACCUGGGUCCCCUGUCACCUGCCUCCCUGCAGUCCCCGGGACCCUCAGCCUGAACUCCCAGCUGCAGAUGCCUGGUGACACACUGAGCCUGACUCUCCUGCUGAGCCAGGAGGCCACCGACCUGAGCUGGUUCCUGAGGCACCCAGGGAGCCCCAGUCCCAUCCUCCUGCAGCCAGGGACACAGGUGUCUGUGACUUCCAGCCACGGCCAGGCUGCCCUCAGUGUCUCCAACAUGUCCCAUCACUGGGCAGGUGAGUACAUGAGCUGCUUUGAGGCCCAGGGCUUCAAGUGGAACCUGCACGAGGUGGUGAGGGUGCCCUUGAAGGCGACAGAUGUGGCUCGACUUCCAGACCAGCUGUCCAUCUCCUGUGCCACCUCCCCUGGCUUCCAGCUGAGCUGCUGCAUCCCCAGCACAAACCUGGCCUACACCGCGACCUGGAGCCCUGGAGAGGGCAGCAAAGCCUCCUCCUUCAACGAGUUAGGCUCUCAGUGCUUUGUGUUGGCUGUUCAGCACUGCCCAAUGACUGACACCGUGUACACUUGUGACCUGCAGAGCCCUGGCCUGGCUCCACUCAGGGUCCCCAUCUCCAUCACCAUCAUCCAGGAUGGGGACAUCACCUGCCCUGAGGACACCUCAGUGCUUACCUGGAAUGUCACCAAGGCUGGCCACAUGGCACAGGCCCCAUGUCCUGAGAGCAAGAGGGGCAUAGUGAGGAGGUUUUGUGCAGCUGACGGAGUCUGGGGGCCUGUCCACAGCAGCUGCACAGAUGCGAGGCUCCUGGCCUUGUUCGUUAGAGCCAAGCUGCUGCAGGCAGGCCAGGGCAGUCCUGCUGAGGCAGUACCACAGAUCCUGGCACAGCUGCCAGGGCAGGCGGCAGAGGCAAGUUCACCCUCCGACUUACUGACCCUGCUGAGCACCAUGAAAUACCUGGCCAAGGCGGUGGCAAAGGCCAGAAUACAGCUUGACCGCAGCGCCCUGAAGAAUCUCCUGAUUGCCACAGACAAGGUCCUAGAUAUGGACACCAGGUCUCUGUGGACCCUGGCCCAAGCCCGGAAGCCCUGGGCAGGCUCAACUCUCCUGCUGGCUGUGGAGACCCUGGCAUGCAGCCUGUGCCCACAGGACCACCCCUUCACCUUCAGCUUGCCCAAUGUUCUGCUGCAGAGCCAGCUGUUUGGACCCACGUUUCCUGCUGACUACAGCAUCUCCUUCCCUACUCGGCCCCCACUGCAGGCUCAGAUUCCCAGGCACUCACUGGCCCCACUGGUCCGUAAUGGAACUGAAAUAAGUAUUACUAGCCUGGUGUUGCGAAAACUGGACCACCUUCUGCCUUCAAACUAUGGACAAGGGCUGGGGGAUUCCCUCUAUGCCACUCCUGGCCUGGUCCUUGUCAUUUCCAUCAUGGCAGGCGACCAGGCCUUCAGCCAGGGCGAGGUCAUCAUGGAUUUUGGGAACACAGAUGGUUCCCCUCACUGUGUCUUCUGGGAUCACAGCCUCUUCCAGGGCAGGGGGGGUUGGUCCAAAGAAGGGUGCCAGGCACAGGCAGCCAGUGGCAGCCCCACUGCUCGGUGCCUCUGCCAGCACCUCACUGCCUUCUCCGUCCUCAUGUCCCCACACACUGUUCCGGAAGAACCCGCUCUGGCGCUGCUGACUCAAGUGGGCUUGGGAGCUUCCAUACUGGCGCUGCUUGUGUGCCUGGGUGUGUACAGGCUGGUCUGGAGAGUCGUGGUGCGGAAUAAGGUCUCCUAUUUCCGCCACGCCGCCCUGCUCAACAUGGUGCUCUGCUUGCUGGCCGCAGACACUUGCUUCCUAGGCGCCCCCUUCCUCCCUCCAGGGCCCCGAAGCCCGCUCUGCCUGGCUGCCACCUUCCUCUGUCAUUUCCUCUACCUGGCCACCUUUUUCUGGAUGCUGGCGCAGGCCCUGGUGUUGGCCCACCAGCUGCUCUUUGUCUUUCACCAGCUGCCGAAGCACCGAGUUCUCCCCCUGAUGGUGCUUCUGGGCUACCUGUGCCCACUGGGGUUGGCGGGUGUCACCCUGGGGCUCUACCUACCUCAAGGGCAAUACCUGAGGGAGGGGGAAUGCUGGUUGGAUGGGAAGGGAGGGGCGUUGUACACCUUCGUGGGGCCAGUGCUGGCUAUUGUAGGUGUGAAUGGGCUGGUACUAGCCAUGGCCAUGCUGAAGUUGCUGAGACCUUCGCUGUCAGAGGGACCCCCAGCGGAGAAGCGCCAAGCUCUGCUGGGGGUGAUCAAAGCCCUGCUCAUUCUCACACCCAUCUUUGGCCUCACCUGGGGGCUAGGCCUGGCCACUCUGUUAGAGGAAGUCUCCGUGGUCCCUCAUUACAUCUUCACCAUUCUCAACACCCUCCAGGGUGUCUUCAUCCUAUUGUUUGGUUGCCUCAUGGACAAGAAGGUACAAGAAGCUUUGCGCAAACGCUUCUGCCGUGCCCAAGCCCCCAGCUCCACCAUCUCCCUGUCCACAAAUGAAGGCUACAUCUUGGAACACAGCAAAGGAGGAAGUGACACUGCCAGGUGAGAACUAGACUUUCUCAGGGGCAGUGUAAGCAGGGUGGAUUGAGGAUGGUGUGGCAAAGGCCAAACCAACUUUGCCAAACUCCUGGCAAAGUUCUGGAGAGAAGCCUCCUCUUUCUAUACUCAGCCCACACCAAAGGGUAGGAAACAGGUUUUUCUAGGGUAGCCAUUGCUAGAUGGGUGGGGGACGGUGGAAAUGUCAGAGAGCAGAAGGCAUAGCACCUUCUCUUGCUUUCCAAGAAAGCAAGAAGUUUCACCACCACCAGUCCUUGACUCAGUUUCUCUGAAAAUUCCUUUUCACAUUAUCACACUUCUUAUUAUCAUGAGAGUCAUGCCUUGAAGGGAUUGCCAUGGGUGGGCUUGGUAUCCAGAGGGGAGGGCAGCCUGCAGAAGUUGGGCGCGGUAUCCAUUCACCACUCCCGAGCUCUUUCACAGGAAGACAGAUGCUUCAGAGUGAACCACACACGGACCCAUGUUCCUGCAAGGGAGUUGAGGCUAUGUGCUUGAACCCACCAGAUGAGCCCUGGCCCAAUGCUCUGAACUCUUCCUGCCUCCCGGAGCUCAGCCCUUGAUAAAGUCAGGCUUCUAUUUCCCUUAGUCACACUCAUUUAUCUUACAGCUCACCCCUUCUCAUUUCUAAAGUAUCCAGCAAGAAUAGCAGGAAAAAUUAGCUAAAGGCACCUAAUGAAUAAGGCUGCCUUUGCUCCAGAAAUAAUCAACAGAUAUCAAAGUGCAUAAUAAUUACAAGUAAACUUUCUCAACCAGUUUUUAACUAUAACAAUACAUGUUGUGAAUGAAUAUGUUUGAUAAAAAUGGUUUUAAUUGACCUAUUCAGCGAUUUCUGAUGAUUUCUUUUGCAAUAGUUAUGAAGAAAGGACGACUUAAUUGACAGGAACCUCUGAUCUUCCAAACAUUGGAGAUGAAGGGCAGGACUUGGUUUGUCUCUUCUCAAGUUUAGGAAAAGAUGAAGUUAAUUGGUCCCUCUUUCUCUAACCUUUAAAAAAAAUAAAUAUAAAAUGUAAGUUUCACAACCGUAUCCAUGUAUAGAAAGAGGUAUUGAUUGAUAUGAGCACAUUGUAAGAAUAGGUUAUACAAAUUUAAAGUUUAAUAUAAAUUUUUAUCAAUUAAUAACAUUUAAUUUAUAUUUAAAAAUUAAUACUAGAUAUAGAGAAGAUAGAUUUAACAAAAUCUUUUUGAAGAGACCAAGAUACCUAUCUGGCUGAAUUAACUUAGGGAAUUCACCAGAGGAAGAUACAGGAUUCUGAGAAAUUUUUAAACUAGAUACACGAAAAAAGUGAUGAAUCAGUCUUUGUUAAUUAUGCAAUUCAUGGAUAUUUUUUAUAAAAUGGGAUGGGGGCAUUUUCUGUUAAAACAAAAAUGGAUAUGCUAUCACG